CUUGAAUCUUGUCGCUUAAGAAAUAUAGUUCAGAUAUAAUUGGUUGUAUCAACAAUUUUCAUAAGUUAAUAAUAGAUGCAUCAUGGUUGUUUCAAAGGUACAAAUUGAAAAGCCCUAAUCUAAAAGGAUGAAGCAACGGGACAUUUUUCUAAAUAGUGAACAAAAGGGGAUCCUGUGUUUCACACACAAAAUGUCGGGCCCCCAGUGCUGUGAGAACCCACCAACUCUGAGCCCGAGCAGUGGAGUCGGGUCUGUUAUCGAUCUUGGCGGGCUCAAAACCUACGUUUCGGGCCCUUCGGAUUCCAAGCUAGCCGUCGUCCUCAUCGCCGAUGUUUUCGGAUAUGAAGCUCCUAACUUGAGGAAACUAGCUGACAAAGUUGCUGCUGAUGGUUUUUAUGUGGUGGUUCCUGAUUUCUUCUAUGGAGACCCAUAUGACCCUACCAAUGAAGACAGGCCAAUCCUAGUGUGGAAAUCACUGCAUGAACCAGCUAAAGCCUUUGAGGAUGCUAAACCUGUUAUCGAAGCUCUGAAGAGUAAAGGCAUAUCUGCAAUUGGUGCUGCGGGAUUUUGCUAUGGUGCAAAGGUGGUUGUGGAACUGAACAAAUCUGGGCUUAUUCAAGCUGGGGUUUUAUUGCAUCCAUCAUUUGUUACCGUGGAUGAUGUCAAGGAGGUUAAAGCGCCGCUAUCUAUUUUGGGGGCUGAGAUUGACCAACUCUCACCCCCAGAGCUUGUUAAACAGUUUGAGGAAAUCCUAUCAUCAAAACCUGAGGUUGCCAGCUUUGUGAAAAUAUUUCCGGGUGUCUCCCAUGGAUGGACAGUGAGGUACAAAUUGGAUGACGAGAAAGCUGUGAAAUCUGCCGAGGAAUCUCACCAAGAUAUGCUUGAUUGGUUUACUAAGUAUGUCAAGUGAAGUCUGAAAUGCUUUUUCAACAGUUUGUGAUUCUUAUUUGUACUUUUAACUGAACAAGAACUUGAACAUAUACGAACCUUGUAUUGAUAAUCGGUGUUUGAUACAAUAAUUACUCCAGGCCUUCAAAGCUUUGACCAAUCUUUUGAAUAUGCAAUACUAACACUAUACUAACAAUACAUAUGGAAUUUGAAAGGGUUUUGGGAAUUUGGGAAUUUGAAGAACACAAAAGAAAGGAAAAGCUAUGAAGCUUAAACCGUUUUGAAUGCUCUCGGCAUUUGGAGAGGAAAGAGAGGAAAGGAGAGGAGAGGAGAGGGAAGGAGAGAAAGCUUAUGGGAGAAGUAAAAGAGAGUAGUGUGGUGUGUUGGUGUUCUAUGAGUUGUUCUCCAUGGUGUGGUAUUUAUAGAAAAAAUUUUAAGAGAUGAUGGGUUGGGGGUGGGGUAGAAUGGUGUUAUUUUCUUUUUAUUCAUGAUUUUUCUUUUGAUUUUUCUGAUUUUUCUCUUCUUCUUU
This is a messenger RNA of Striga asiatica, 1417 nucleotides long. The record is from the annotation of a GenBank genome assembly. NCBI's taxonomy places the organism in Eukaryota, Viridiplantae, Streptophyta, Magnoliopsida, Lamiales, Orobanchaceae.